AAUAAGUUGUAUCCUCUACGGCCUUGCUCACAAUUCUCAAGCUGUUCCUUCCAAUCUUCUCGAGACAAGACCUCUGCCAUUGCGUUCCUCGCAAGGUAGGAACUAGUCCGAGGAGCUUUUUGGAGCUUCAUUUUCACUUCAUUCAGAUUCCUCCAUCUCAGAGUUUACUGGACGUGAGUCGGAUUUGCUUCAAUGGCAUGCAGAAGGUUUGCUGCGUGCUCAUUUCAAUCUUUCAAGCCUUACACAAAGAUUUCCGAAUACUUUGACCGAGUUCUUAGACCGAAUGUUGUUCUAAAUAAAAGAUACUAUAAAGAUGAAUCUCACAGUUUCAAAAGAGCCACUGUACGUGGUUUACAUAUCCCAAGUUAUGGUACACAUCGCAUUGAUACAUUUCUGCCUGCAUCGUCAAUGAAAUACUGGAACACUAUCCCUCUUACUUGUUUUGGGAACUUGUCAAAUUAUCGGAAUUAUUCGUCAGCUUCUGGUAGAAAAGCUGAUAUAAGUGGAGAUACUGGUGUGCCAGCAGCUUCUUCGGGUGUUGAACCGGAUAUCAGUAACCCCCCUGAUGUUGGAAGGGACUUGCUUGAAAAGGUUAAGGAUGUCUGGCAAAGUGCUGUUGAUGCAGCAUCUUUUACGGGGCAGAAGGCUAAAGAAGUUUCGGAUGAAUUAUCUCCGCAUGUAGAUAAACUACUCGAUUCACAUCCGUAUCUAAAAAAUGUGAUUGUUCCUGUGAGUAUGACCUUGGGUGCUACUCUUUUGGCUUGGCUGGUAAUGCCUAGGCUUUUGAAGAGAUUUCAUAAGUAUUCAAUGCGAAGUCCUGUUGCCAUAAUAUCUGGAUCCUUACCUAGUGAGGAAAUUCCAUAUGAGAAAAGUUUUUGGGGUGCACUCGAGGAUCCUUUGCGAUAUCUUGUUACCUUUUUUGCAUUUUCUCAAAUUGGCGUGAUAGUUGCACCAACUGCAGUAGCACCGGAGUUUGUUUCACAGGCAUGCAGGGGGGCUGUAAUCCUUUCCCUUGUCUGGUUUAUUUAUCGCUGGAAAACAAAUGUGUUAUCUCGAGCCUUGGCCACCAAGACUUUUGCAGGGCUUGAUCGGGACAGGUUACUUACCCUUGACAAAGUUUCAUCUGUUGCCCUAUUUGCUAUUGGAUUGAUGGCUUUGGCCGAGGCAUCUGGUGUGGCUGUUCAAUCUAUGUUGACGGUUGGUGGUAUUGGAGGAGUGGCCACUGCUUUUGCUGCGAGGGAUAUACUUGGGAACAUUUUGAGUGGCUUAACGAUGCAGUUUUCACAACCCUUCUCACUUGGAGAUACAAUUAAGGCUGGUGCUAUUGAAGGUCAAGUUGUGGAAAUGGGACUCAUGACAACAUCGCUAUUAAGUGCUGAAAAAUUUCCAGUCGUUGUUCCAAAUUCUCUGUUUUCUAGCCAGGUAAUUAUAAAUAAGUCAAGGGCCCAGUGGCGUGCAAUCGUGAAGAGGGUUCCUUUGCAAGUUGAUGAUAUUAGUACAGUUUCUCAGAUAACAGAUGAUAUUAAGAAUAUGCUUACGUCUCACCCCAAGGUGUUCUUGGGCAAGGAGGCUCCUUAUUGUUUUCUCUCUCAAAUUGAAAGUACAUAUGCAGAAUUGACAUUAGGUUGUAACCUUAGAAAAAUGGGUAAAGAUGAAUCGUUCUCUACAGAGCAAGAUAUUCUCCUUCAGUCAGUACAAAUCAUUAAGGCGAAAGGUGCAACCUUAGGAAGCACCAUGUCAGAUUGGACGAACAAGUAAUGAUGCUAACCGUACUUCAAAAGAAAAAUAUUCACACAAAUGGAGGUCAAUCUUCUGCUAUUCCCACUUCGUUUCAAUCCAAGCAGUUUGGCAGCAUUUCUCAACGUGAGUGGGAGAGCGAUGAAUUCAGUUUAGAAGAAAGCAACUCAUCCCAUCGACAUAAAAUUCGGAACAACCACCUCACAAAACUACCAUAUUUUUGUUCAAUCAAUCCUUUUGUCUGUGUUGUUUUUGGUAGCUUGGAAUAUGUUCGACAGGCCAAGAUUGCCAGAUUGGAAUGUUCGAACUUGCUGCUCGGCAUGGGUUGCUGGCAUUUCUGUAAAGCCUCACAAGUAUUUUUAUUUUUGUUUGUUAAAAUUUCCCUAUAUGAUGCAAUGGAUUUAGUUUCUUCACAUUUUUGUGAAUAAUUUUCUUAUUUUUGAGAAAGGAAAAUUGUUUUGAUAUGAAAA
Cucumis sativus (cucumber) is the source of this 2207-nucleotide messenger RNA. Its product is annotated as mechanosensitive ion channel protein 1, mitochondrial. Gene Ontology annotation, biological process: transmembrane transport. The record is from RefSeq and is a predicted model, not a curated record. The coding region runs from base 193 to 1758 and encodes 521 amino acids. The transcript is spliced from 7 exons. Lineage: Eukaryota; Viridiplantae; Streptophyta; Magnoliopsida; Cucurbitales; Cucurbitaceae. Gene Ontology annotation, cellular component: membrane.